Suillus subalutaceus is the source of this 1608-nucleotide messenger RNA. RefSeq lists its product as uncharacterized. The transcript is spliced from 5 exons. The record is from RefSeq and is a predicted model, not a curated record. NCBI's taxonomy places the organism in Eukaryota, Fungi, Basidiomycota, Agaricomycetes, Boletales, Suillaceae. The coding region runs from base 1 to 1608 and encodes 535 amino acids.
AUGACGACUUAUACGCUCGAAGUUUUGGCAAUCCCACGCCAGGAAGCCUAUGCGGACGACUCAAGCAUGAUGUACGCAUGGUUCAGACCAACUUUCGCAAGUGACUUCACGCCCAUUUCUCCCGGCAAUCUUUUUGGUCAACUCAAGACCGACAUUGUCGGCCAUCUCAAGCGCUUGUACGAGAAGGCCAAUACGCGGGUUAGCAAUUACAAGGUUGCAAGGUCCCACAAGGAGGAUCAUGUAGUUGGGUGGGCGCAUGCAAUGCGCGCUGUCUACGAGCGCUUCCAGCAAGCCAUGGCCUGGCGCGACAUCGUCAUAAUCGUUGCUGAAUAUCAGCGCCGGUUUCUCGAUAUCUGGGCGGUUAUAGACUAUUACGAAAUUAUCGAGCCUCGCAUGCGAUUCGUCGACACUACGCACAAGGUUAACCCCAAAUGGAUGGGUUGUUUCACCGAAGAUGUCGCUAUCGCUACGAAGGUGCACGCUGCUGGAGUUCCUGUCUGGCUUAUUCGCGAUGCCAGACUUGUCAAUGCCAACAUGAACAUCGUCAAAGUCGUUUCCUUCACACCACCCGAUGACCUCGUCAUCGGCAUGUAUCAUGAUCCCGUCAAACUCUUCGCCCAACCAUUCGACAUCAUCAACAGAGGUCCCAAUAAUCGCAAGCGUCAUGAGGCCGCUCAUGGUAACGAGGGAGUCAUUGGUAGGAAGGCGCGCGUAGACAAAGGGAAGGCCAAAAUGAGUGCCAAGCCUGCGCCGUACAAUGCAACCGCUCCGCGUCAGAAUAAAGCUGUAUCUGGCCGUGACAAGUGGUCUGAUAUAGAUCACCCUUAUAUGCCGCCAAUGAACUCUUUCUUCAAGAUAGCGUUGGAGGACGCAAACAAAGAUAUUAUUCGCAUCAAGCAUCCCAGAGACAAAAUGGAUGAUGGGUACUCGCUUCCCGAUCCAGGUUUAUUCGUUAACGUUCUUUCCCCGCAAUCCUUGGCCUCGACCUCUCCUCGCGCCCAGAACUGGCGCGAUUUCUUGAUAUCUCAGCACGCUCAGGAACCUUCGAACACGCGGACGUCCGGCAAGACCAGCAAGUCGAAAGCAGCGACUGCUUUACUUUUCCAAAAGGAAGUUCCGGUACUGCGGGCCUUGUGGGCAGGACCCACAAAUGUUCACUGGCGUGGAAAGGAUAUAGCCAUUUCCACGCUCGACAAUCCCCCCGCAGAUCUCGCACGCCAAAUCGUAUAUGAAAUCUGUGAGCAAAGUUUUCGAUAUGAGCUUCUGGACCUGGAUGAGCAUCUUGGGCGCGAUGCACGUAAGGACAAGGAGGCGAGGAAGGAAAGGAUGGAGCUUCUUCGUAGCAUCUUCCUCGAAGUCGUUGAAAAGAACGACGGACUCAAUGCGCCAUCUUUCGACGCCGCUUUACCAUAUUUCGAAAGUUUCCGCAAGGUGUUGUCAGCGUGGGAGCACUUUCCCGAGUCCCUCAAACAACCUUUUGAUGCUACCGGACGUGAGCACAACAUAUGGAAGGGGAUGAAGGAAUGUUGUCUCUUUUACGUUCAGUCUUAUUUCGACAAUACUGGUCGUCCACCUGUCGUUCCUCACUUACUGUAUUCGGUCGCCUAG